AUGUGGAAAGUCCCGGCUAGACGUGACGAAGUUGUCACCGUUUGGCUGUCCACAUUCGGAGUCUUUGGGGUCGAAGUUGUCGAUCCCAACUCGGCUUCUCGAAUCGACCCUAGGCUAACUGAUGUCGAGGGGCUUGUUGUUGACGAUGCUGCUACCGCCGAGAUUGAUGGCCGACCGAUGAAAGCAUUGCCCAAGCAUACCGUGGCUGGCAGUUCAGAAGAAAUCGAGGAUUCAGACCCGUUAGAUUCGGGCGGCCACCGAAGAUCAGCCGCCAGGCUAGCUGUGGUUCGCCUAGGCGGCGGCGACUGA
This is a messenger RNA of Penicillium subrubescens, 309 nucleotides long. RefSeq lists its product as uncharacterized. NCBI's taxonomy places the organism in Eukaryota, Fungi, Ascomycota, Eurotiomycetes, Eurotiales, Aspergillaceae. The transcript is spliced from 2 exons. The record is from RefSeq and is a predicted model, not a curated record. The coding region runs from base 1 to 309 and encodes 102 amino acids.